This is a messenger RNA of Podarcis lilfordi (Lilford's wall lizard), 185 nucleotides long. The record is from the annotation of a GenBank genome assembly. NCBI's taxonomy places the organism in Eukaryota, Metazoa, Chordata, Lepidosauria, Squamata, Lacertidae.
GGGAAGCCGCCGCCAUAAGCUACGACAAGAAGUUUCGAAGGAAGGCUUCGAGGAUCCCGUUAGCACGCUGGGAUCAGAUCGAGAACGGCAUCUGGUCAGUGGAAGUUGGCCCAUAUGUGGAGAAAAAACAGGCUGACUCAUAUAGAUCGGCCAGGACCGAGCAAAGAAGGGAUUUCAAGCGCAGG